UUCUCCCCCCACUGUGUGUCCCCCUGGAAGCCACCAGGAGCUGUCCCCAAGCUGCGUGUCCCGGGGUGCUGGUCCCUGCUCCCAGCUCUGGCUGGCAGUGCCAGGGGCUGGGAGGGCAGGCGAGACUCGGGGCUGUUUAACCAUUAAACCUGGGGCGUCUUGGGAGAGGCGGGGACACUUCCCUGCCACUUCACCCUGUACCUUGCUCCCUCUGGCAAUCCCUGCAGCCAUGAAGCAAACAAAAGGGCUCGAGGGAGACAAGAUGUCCAUCAUAAAAUUUGAAUUUAACCCCAAAGUUGGGAUCGACAACCCAGCCUUGACACUGACUGAGGACACGGAUGGUGAGGGCGUGGGGGAGCCCCGCUUCUACCUGCUGACCAAGGAGAGCACAGAGACCUUCGGCUUCUGCCUGCACGAGGAGCUGGGCUGCCAGGGCCACGUCAUCCGGCAGAUUGAGCUGGGGGGGGUGGCCCAGCGCAGGGGGCUGCAGGACGGGGACCGCCUGCUCCAGGUCAAUGGCCACUUCGUAGACCACAUGGACCACCUCAGGGUGGUGCAGAAGAUCAAGGCCAGCGGGAACCAGGUCCUGCUGGCGGUGCUGGACGGUGACUCCUACGAGGCAGCCAAAUCCCUGGGCAGGGACCUGUCCCAGAUGCUGCCGGACGACAUCCGCCCGCGCCUCUGCCACGUCACCAGGGACAAAAGCGGCUUUGGCUUCAGCGUGUCGUGUCCAGAAGGCACCAAGGGCACCUUCCAGCUGUCGGUGCUGCAGGACGGGCCAGCGGACAGAGCAGGGGUGCCGCCAGGCUGCUGGCUGCUGGAGCUGAACGGGGACAGCGUCAAGAGCUACUCCCACACACAGCUCACCAGAAAGCUCAAGCAGAGCGGCAGCAAGGUGACGCUGCUGGUGGCAUCCAGCGCCGUGGAGGAGUUCUACCGCCUGCGGGGCCUGCGGGUCACGGCUGCCUUGGCAGACGCCUCCAGGCUCCCCUUCAAGGUCCGGGAGCUGCACCUGGUGAAGGGUCCCGCUGGCUACGGCUUCCUGCUCAAGGAGGAUGACUGCAGCUCGGGAGGAGUAGGCCAGUUCCUGUGGGAGGUGGACGAGGGGCUGCCAGCUGAGCAGGCAGGGAUGAAGGAAGGGGACCGUGUGCUGGCUGUGAACGGGGAGAGCAUCGAGGGGCUGGACCACGAGCAGACCGUGCACAGGAUCCGCGCCCGCGAGGACCAGGUGACGCUGCUGGUCAUCGACCCCGCUGGGGAUGAGUUCUACCACUCGAUCGGGCUGUCCCCCCUGCAGUUCUUUGAGGACGGUGACGCCGCCUCAGGCUCCUGCACGCCCUCCUUGCCCUCUCGAAGUGGCUCUCCUGUGCCCUGUGACGUUGAGGUGGGACCCAAGGGACCUGUGUCCUGGCUGAUGGCUGCUGCCAACAGUAUAGAGAUCAUACAGAGCCAGCGCCAGGAGGAGCACACAAAGCUGUGCCAGGCAUUCUAGCAGCCCAGGAGAGGCUCUCCCACACAGCACCUCCACCCAGGCCACGUCCAGCCCCUCGGGCCUCAGCACUGCUCAGCAUGGACCCUGCACACGCAGCUCCCGUGUCUCUGUGCCUGGCUCACAGCAUGGCACUCCCAGGGACUCGUCUCUGCUCACCCAGGCUGGCUCAGAGCUUUUAUCAAGCACAGUGGCAGCUCCUCGUAACCUGACCGCAGACCUGUGUCUUUGCCUGCCCAGCUACCUCCAGGGAUUCCUCAGGACAUUGCACUGAAGCCCUUGCCCAGCUCCAGCCUCUGGGAGCUCCCAGGAGAGCUGAGGCGCUGCCCUCUGCACCACGACCCAGGGGAUUUGAGGGUUGGCUCAGAUCUGCACGUGCAUGGACAUCUCUCCUGUGCUGCUCCUCUCACCCUCUCCCUGAACCUGUGGGCAGUGGGUGUCCCCCACCCAGCACCACCCUGCUCCUGCACCACCCUUUCAGGGUGUGAUUAAAGGACAAAUCCACGCU
Messenger RNA from Motacilla alba alba, 1997 nucleotides. It is a transcript of the gene NHERF4, whose product is annotated as PDZ domain containing 3. The coding region runs from base 230 to 1492 and encodes 420 amino acids. The transcript is spliced from 10 exons. Lineage: Eukaryota; Metazoa; Chordata; Aves; Passeriformes; Motacillidae. Gene Ontology annotation, molecular function: protein-membrane adaptor activity; signaling receptor binding. Gene Ontology annotation, biological process: protein localization to plasma membrane. Gene Ontology annotation, cellular component: apical plasma membrane. The record is from RefSeq and is a predicted model, not a curated record.